This is a messenger RNA of Condylura cristata (star-nosed mole), 1206 nucleotides long. Its product is annotated as collagen alpha-1(I) chain-like. The record is from RefSeq and is a predicted model, not a curated record. Bases 1 to 1206 code for a protein of 401 amino acids. NCBI's taxonomy places the organism in Eukaryota, Metazoa, Chordata, Mammalia, Eulipotyphla, Talpidae. The transcript has 3 exons.
AUGGAAAUGAGAGACCUGAGAAACAGUGUGGUCAAUGAUGCUGGAACCAGCACAGGACUUGGGGAAAAAACGAGGAGGACCAUGAAAACUCCAGGUGAGGGGGUGGCUGGUGCCAGAGUCCCGAACUCUCCAAAAAACUGGGAGCGGCACCGGGGUAGAGACCGGAUCCUUUCUGCCCUAGCUUCCCCCGGGAGCAGGGGCGUCCAAAAAGGUCUAUGUUUGCAUCCGCCACCGCCACCGCCAACUCGCGGAGCCAAAGAGACAGCGCCCCGCUGCAAUAGCAGAGCUCCAAGUUCAUUCCGGUUUCGAGGACACAACAGCGCCCCAGAUGAGAAGAAAGCAGAAAGAGGGGCCUCUGAGUGUCGCGGGGUGGCUGGUGAGGCCAGGUUCCGGAGUUGGGCAAGUGACCUCGGCGGCCAAGGUCGAGCGGGUCCCGCCGGCGAUGCCACCUUCGCCUUCGCGCCCGAACCGCCGGGGCCGCGCCGCGCGGGAGCUCUCGGGUCUCCGGGGCGGCGGGCCCACGGCCCUGCGGGAAGCCGGGGACAGCGGAGUCUCCCCGGGAGCGCGCAGGUGAGCGCCGGGCCCCGCCCUCAGCAUCCGCAGGCCGCGCUGCUCCAACUUCCCCGGCGCUCCCCAGAGCCCAGAGCGCCCGGCGGGGCUCCCCGAGUUCCUGCUCCCGCGCGCCGCGCGCAAGUCCCUGUCCCGGCUCCCGACGCCCCGCGCCGGCGCCUCCCGCCUACCCUCAUCUUUCCUCGGCGCCCAGAAAAAGUUUGGCCGGGCCCCGCGGGCCGGCGCCCGCACUCACCCAGAGCGGCUCGCGGCGGCGGGGGGGGGAUCCGCGGGCUACGCGAGCGCCGAGCUCCUCACAGCGGCCCCUUCUGCCCCGACCGCGACCGGGCUGUGGGAGGGGAAGAGGCCGCCGUGUCACCUGCCCGCUCUCCCACCCCGCCGCGUCACGCCGCGCGGCGCCGCCCCCGGUCCGCCCGCCGUCGCCGCCAGCGCCAGGUACCCGCGAGGGGCUGGAGGGAGGAGCCGCCCGCCGGGAGGGGCCUGCGGCCGCGGCCGCCUGGUUUCCGUCUGGUCGCGCGCGGGUCCCCGCGCGGUGUGGCGCUCGGCCCGGGAUGGGGGCCGCCGGCGGUUUCGGGAUAUCGGCUCUGGCCGUGGAACAGAUUCCAGUUCUUUCUGAGCACAAAUGUCAUCACCUGA